Melanotaenia boesemani (Boeseman's rainbowfish) is the source of this 3410-nucleotide messenger RNA. RefSeq names its product procollagen-lysine, 2-oxoglutarate 5-dioxygenase 2 (gene plod2). Gene Ontology annotation, biological process: peptidyl-lysine hydroxylation. NCBI's taxonomy places the organism in Eukaryota, Metazoa, Chordata, Actinopteri, Atheriniformes, Melanotaeniidae. The coding region runs from base 296 to 2566 and encodes 756 amino acids. Gene Ontology annotation, cellular component: endoplasmic reticulum. The transcript has 20 exons. The record is from RefSeq and is a predicted model, not a curated record. Gene Ontology annotation, molecular function: procollagen-lysine 5-dioxygenase activity; iron ion binding; L-ascorbic acid binding.
UGUCAGGGGUGAGCAGUGCAAAGUUCCCUCCUCCACGUCCCAAAUGGCUGCUGCUGCAAUUAAGGAACCACGCCUGUUGCUUUCUAAUUUCUCUGAAUUGUAGAACUUAUUCCAGCAUUCCCUGAAGCUAAGCCGUGACAAGAGCUUUUGAGACCUUUUUGUCCAGAAAACGCAAUACCUGUGGACUUUGUCUUCCCCCCCCCCUAAUUAUUCUAUUAUCGCGAGAGACCCUCCGGGCUGAUCUUGACCACUGCUGGGAACUGAAAGCCCCGUCGGUCACUCUGUUACAGUAACUAUGGAGUGCCUUAAGUUUUGUUUGGUGUUUUCCUGCUGGAUCAAGUUAGCAGACUCAGUCUUUUCUAUUGAUACUAAUCAAGGACCUGUGCCCAUUCCUAAAGAAAAACUGCUCGUCUUAACUGUUGCAACGGAGGAAACAGAUGGCUUCCGCCGCUUCAUGCAGUCUGCUAACUAUUUUAAUUACACUGUGAAGGUGUUGGGAAUGGGAGAAGCCUGGAAGGGGGGAGACGUGGGUCAAUCUAUUGGUGGAGGGCAAAAAGUCAGACUACUGAAGGCAGCCAUGGAGGCUCUGGCAGAGCAGGAGGAUCUUAUUGUCCUGGCCCUGGAUAGUUAUGAUCUUAUCUUCGCUGGCGGACCAGAAGAGAUUCUCAGGAAAUUCCAGCAAUCCAAUCACAAAGUGCUCUUCGCAGCAGAGGGACUUAUAUGGCCAGAUAAACGUCUAGCUGACAAAUACCCCUCAGUCCGCAGUGGCAAGCGCUACCUCAAUUCUGGAGGUAUAAUUGGCUAUGCCCCGUACAUAAACAGAAUAGUCUCACAGUGGAGUCUCCAUGACAAUGAUGACGACCAGCUCUUCUACACUAAGAUAUACCUGGAUCCAUUACAGCGAGAAACUCUCAAUAUGACCCUGGACCACAAGUGCCAGAUUUUCCAAAACCUGAACGGGGCCAUUGAUGAAGUACUUCUCAAGUUUGGAACAGACAGAGUCAGAGUUAGAAACACAGUGUAUGACUCCCUGCCGGUUGUUGUCCAUGGCAACGGAAACACCAAAAUGUACUUGAACUACUUGGGUAACUAUGUUCCCAAUGCGUGGAACUAUGAACAUGGAUGCAGCCCCUGUGAUGACGAUACUCUGGAUUUGUCUCAAUUAAAAGAGUAUCCAAAUGUGCUGGUUGGAGUGUUCAUUGAGCAGCCAACUCCAUUUCUACCUGAAUUCUUUCAACGGCUGCUGGCUCUGGACUAUCCCAAAGAUAAACUUAAAGUUUUUGUCCACAACAAUGAGGUAUACCACGAGAAGCACAUUGAAAAGUUCUGGGAAGAGAACAGGAAUGUGUUCAGCAGUUUCAAAGUUGUGGGACCAGAAGAAAAUCUGAGCCAAGGAGAGGCCAGGAACAUGGGAAUGGAUCUUUGUCGUAAGGAUGCCACCUGCGACUAUUACUUCAGCAUAGAUUCAGAUGUCAUGCUCACCAACAGACAGACAGUGAAGCUCCUCAUUGAGCAAAACAGAAAAAUAAUUGGUCCCCUUGUCACUCGUCACGGCAAGCUGUGGUCCAACUUCUGGGGAGCCUUGAGUCUGGAUGGUUAUUAUGCACGCUCUGAGGAUUAUGUUGACAUUGUGCAAAGGAAACGCGUGGGUGUGUGGAGCAUUCCUUACAUGGCGCAUGUAUACCUCAUCAAGGGCAGUGUUUUAAGGAAUGAACUCAAAGAAAGGAACUACUUUGUUCUGGAGAAACUGGACCCAGAUAUGGCUUUGUGUAGAAAUGCCAGAGAAAUGACCAGUCACAGAGAAAAAGACUCCCCUUCUCCGGAAUCAUUCCAUAUGCUCAGGCCCCCAAAGGGAGUCUUCAUGUAUAUAACUAAUCUUCAUGACUUUGGGAGGCUUAUUUCCACAGCCAAUUAUAACAUUUCUCAUUACAACAAUGACUUGUGGCAGAUGUUUGAAAACCCUGUGGACUGGAAGGAGAAGUACAUCCACCAAAAUUAUACUCGAAUUUUCACUGAGAACUACUUGGAGGAGCCUUGCCCAGAUGUGUUCUGGUUCCCGGUCCUUUCAGAGAAGGCCUGUGAUGAAAUGGUCGAAGAGAUGGAGCACUAUGGCUCAUGGUCAGGGGGCAGACAUGAGGACAACAGGAUUGCUGGAGGCUAUGAGACGGUGCCAACCGAUGAUAUUCACAUGAAACAGAUUGGGUUUGAUAAAGAGUGGCUACACUUCAUCCGAGAGUUCAUAUCACCGGUCACAUUAAAGGUUUUCUCUGGCUAUUACACAAAGGGUUACGCAAUAAUGAACUUUGUUGUGAAAUACACACCUGAGAGGCAAGCAUACCUGAGGCCUCAUCAUGACACUUCUACCUUCACCAUCAACAUCGCUCUUAAUAACAAAGGCAUAGAUUUCCAGGGUGGAGGUUGCCGUUUCCACAGGUAUAACUGCUCCAUAGAUUCGCCUCGAAAAGGCUGGAGCUUCAUGCACCCAGGACGACUGACCCACCUUCACGAAGGCCUGCCAACCACUAACGGCACCCGCUACAUCGCAGUCUCCUUCAUUGACCCCUAAACUAUUUGUUUAUGCUGAAAAUCUUCUUUUUUUUUUUUUUUUACUUUUAUUUUCUUUUGAAGGUUUGUGCACCAGAUGUCUCACAGAUGCAAUUCUUGUUUUUUUUUUUUUUUAAAGCAAGUGCUUUGAGAGGAUAAACGAUUGCAUUAAAAGAAUCUCUGUCAAACAGAGUGUACGGUGGAAAGGGAAGCGGCAAAUGUAAUGAUACACACAAAUAAGAUACAUGCACACAAAAAAAUAUCCUAUCAGGGGACAAAGAAGUUUUAACCAAUAACGACUUUCCCAGGAAUCGUGUACUGUAGGUAACUAUGACUUCCACAAUACUGAUCUUACAUCGUCAUGGUGACCGUCACUCAUACACACUGGUAGCUUUCUAGACAAGUAGCUGUACCACGCAAGUGUGCAGACUGCUACUGUGUAUCUAACGAGUUUCAGAUUAAAUGUCACUGAAAAUGAAAAGAUUACUACUGGUGCUUGUAGACUUGUCAUGUUUCUGCAUCCAAGGUUUGUGUCUUUAUUUGCUGGAGUGUACUUUGUGUAUGUUUUUUCUACCCCAAAGCAGCUAAUUUGAGAUUGUUACUAAAUGAAACUUUGAUGUUCGCCCAAUGACAAAAGAAAACAAUUUUUUUGUAAUUUUGCACAACUGAAAAAAGAAGACAACAGAAUUUAGUGUAAAUUCUGUUUAAAUCAUGUUCUUAAUUAAAAACAGCACCAGUCAUUUAUUUCACUGAAAAAAAAAAGCUUUAGCAUUCUUCUCUCUGGUGGUUGUGUGAGUGGCUUUCAAAACUCAGCAAACAGACUUCUUUAAAUUAUUGUCAAGAUGUAAUAAAAUUUUCUUAAAAUA